This is a messenger RNA of Tetrahymena thermophila SB210, 2985 nucleotides long. Its product is annotated as DUSP domain protein. The record is from RefSeq and is a predicted model, not a curated record. NCBI's taxonomy places the organism in Eukaryota, Ciliophora, Oligohymenophorea, Hymenostomatida, Tetrahymenidae. Gene Ontology annotation, molecular function: cysteine-type deubiquitinase activity. The transcript is spliced from 5 exons.
AUGUAAGAUAAGAGAAUAAGCUUAGUACAUAUUUGUACGCUUUGUAAUUUAGCAAUUAAUACUCCUUGUAGAACUUAAAAAUGUGAUCAUGUUUUCUGCUGUGAUUGUAUAUAAACAUGGAUUAAAGAUAAUAACUGUUGCCCUUAUAGAUGCUCAGCUGUAAGAUAAGAAGAUUUCUUCUAUAUAUCAAAAAAAGAAUUAGCAUUUACAAAAGCUCCCUUUAAAUGCCCAAGAUAUUCCUUAGGCUGCAAAAAGAUUUUAAGUCAUAAUGAUUUGAAUUUCCAUUUAACAAACGAAUGUGAAUUUAGAGGAAAUCAAUGCGAUUUGUUACAAGUAUCUAAGGAUUAACAGCUUUUUAAUUAAUAAAAUAUGCUCAGGAAUAAAUCUAUGACAUCCAAUUGCUUUCUUUAACUAUCACCACUAUCUAACAUGACUAAAAAAAUCACCUCUAAGUAAUAGAGCAAUAAUUUAAUGCCUAGCCAAUAUGAUUUAAUAAAAAGCUAUUCAGGUUAAGACAAUAACUCAACUUAAAAUAAUAUUAGUAAUAAUUUAACUAAAUAAAAUACGCAUGAAGAAAACGAUGUUAGUCUAGGCUCUUUAAAUGGGAUUCAAAACAUUCCUGAUGAAAGCGAGACUACUACAGAAUUUUUUCCUUAUGCAGUAGGUGCUCCUAUUGAGUAAAUAUAAAUGAUGGAAAUAUCAAAAACAAUAGUGUUUUUAAAUGAGCAAUUUAGAAAAUUCAUUUAACAUUUUAUAUUUUCUUUAAAAUCAAAGUCAAAUUAAACGUCUCCUUUUGAAAAUUUAAUUGAAAAGAGUGAUCUUUAUUUUUCUCAGCUUGAAGACAAAAUAGAAAAAAUAAAAAAUAAAUAUUUUUGCAAUGACUAAAGCCAAAAAGAAUAACAAGAUAUAUAAUCAAAAAAUAUAAAUUUGCAAAGUAAGAAGGACCAUGCUAGUGAAAAUGAUAAUAAUAACUGUAAUAGCAUUCCCAAUAAAUUUGAAGUUUUGGAUUAAAAAACUGUGUAGUCAAAGCUAAAUCUAGGUCCUGCUUUAAAUGUUAAAUAAAGCCCAAAUUCAUAAAAUUAAAAAAAAGAAAAUUUAAAAAGAACAAGCAAUAGUCUUUUAAAUGAGUAGGUAAUAGGUAACUUAUACAACAAAACAAAAUUAAAUUAAGAAUAAGGAGAUUCUUAAAACAAUAAAAUUGCUAAAAAAGUAAAUAUUAGUUUAGUUAGCGAUCAAGAAAAUAAUUUUUGUAUGAUGAAUAUCAAUAAUGAAAAACGAAACUAAGCUUUUUGUAAGCAGAAUUCAGAGAGAACAUCAAUUAUCUAAAAUGCUGCGAAACUUAAUAAUUUGACUUUUAAUUAAGAAAAUUAAAAUAUUUUAAAUUAAAAUAGUGGAAAAAUCAUAUAAAAUAAUGGACUUUUGCAAAAGAAAAACUCAUCUUAUAGUGAUUUAAAAAAAGUGUAGAAAAUCACAUUUUAGAAGAGUAGCAUCUGCUCUAAUUUAAAUACAGCAGCAUCUCAAUAAAAAAAAUGGAGAAAAUCAUCAAGUAAAGAAAAUAUUCGUCUUAACACACAAGAAUAAUAAUCUGAAAAUUAUUUGUAAAACGUUCAAUUUAUUGAUAUAAAUAAAGGAGUUAAAACUCAAUAAACAAGUAGAAACUCUAUAAAUUUGCUUUAGCUUCCUCUUUAAUUUUAUAAUGAUUAAAAUGGACAGUACGAUUAACAGACAAAAAUUAAUAUUGUUUCUACAUAAUCUAUUCAAGAGUAAUUUACUUCAAGGUUUGAGUAGAAGCAUGGAAUAUCUGCAUAAUCUGGUGAAGAUUGUAAAAAUUUGGAUAUUGAUGAGUUUUCUUCACAGAAAAUUUAAACCAAGAACUUCUCAAUCAAUAGAAAUUAACUAGAUGCAAAGGAAAUCGAAAACUUUUCUUCAGAAAACUAUAACUAGUGCUUGAACUACAAAAUAAUUAGAGAAAAUGAAACAUUUUAGGAGUUUUAAAAUAAGGAAACCCAAAUGUAACACAAGUAAUAAACGUAGUUAUCAUCUUCAUUUGCUGAAGAUAUUGAAGAAAAUGCUAAUGAUGUAACUUAGAUCGAUAUGCAAAAUACUAACACAACAAUCCAUUUUUUGAAAGCCUGCAAAAGUACAUUGAACAACUCAAUAGAUUUAAAAUAAUCAUAUUAAACAUAGUUCACUCCUAAAUAAGAAAAGUAAAUCAUUGAGCAACUAGAGUUAGACUAUUUAAACUCGAAUAAAAACAUCAGAGAAAAUGACAUUAGAUACAUCAUCAAUGCUAAAUGGUGGAGAAAUUGGACUCAAUAUGUAAGCUAUUUUGAAAAGGAAGAAAAUAUAGAAAUCUCCAAUCAUAAUAAUGUUUUAGGAAAGAGGUUUAGUGUUAACAUUGAACGCCCUGGCUAUAUCAACAACAAGGUACUUACUAAGAAUUCAUACUUUUUAGAUAAAAAUUCUUAAAUAAAUACGAAUUUGCUUCAGCUGAAUGACAAUCUUUUGGAGCACCAUGAUUAUGUUGUUUUGUCAAAGCCGGUUUUUAUGUAAUUGAAGAAAUGGUACAACGUUGAUGUAAUAAUUCCUAGGUUUCUUAAGUUUGACUCCAUAGAAAGAGUAUUUUUUGUGGAUUUAUAUCCAGAAAAAAAUAAUUUAGUUAAAAAUUGUAGUAGUAGAAGUAAUUCAAAUAAUCAAAAAAAAACCAGAAACAGAUCUGAGUAGUAAAUUCAGAAUAAUUAGCUAUACCAUUCAAGAAAUAACACUUUAUCAAAUGUUGAUGAUCUAAAUGAGCAAAAGCAAUAAAUAAGAGGACAUUUUUCAAAAGACGAAUUGGAGAGUUUUCAGAGUAAUAAUGUAAGGUACGCUUCUUUAGGAAGCUUAAAGUGGAAAGAAAUAGCUUAGAAUAAUUAAAUAGAUAGUGAAACGAACUACCAAUCAGAACUAAUAAAUUAACAAAAUAAUAAAUAGUGCAGCAUAUUUUGA